This is a messenger RNA of Merops nubicus (carmine bee-eater), 1845 nucleotides long. Its product is annotated as coiled-coil domain-containing protein 37-like. NCBI's taxonomy places the organism in Eukaryota, Metazoa, Chordata, Aves, Coraciiformes, Meropidae. The record is from RefSeq and is a predicted model, not a curated record. The transcript has 15 exons. The coding region runs from base 1 to 1845 and encodes 614 amino acids.
AUGUCUGUGCCAUCCAGCAGUCACUCAGCCUUAUCGCAAGGAACCCACGGUGCUGAAGCAAUUGCUGGGUCAAAAAUACCAUCUCCAUACACAGAGCCAAGAUCUAAAAGUCUCUCUUCCAAACCUGGAAGAGAAACCCAGCUUGUCUUCUACAUCCUCAUACAUUUUUUUUUUUCAGAAAGCCCAGAAGAAGAUGAAAACCCAAUGAAAAAUCCGUUUACAAUUCCUCCAGAUAUUGAUGUUUUCUCAAUAAGGGACAAAGAAAGAAAAAAGGCUAAGGCGGAACGUGAAAGGAUGAAGAACUUGAAAAUCCAUGAGAAAAUGACUUACUCCACUAAAGUAAAAGCAAAGCAAAAAGGGUUCAGGAGAGCUCUGCAAAAGGAGGAAGAAGAAGAGGCCAGAAAACAGGCAACAAGUGAAGACAGUCUGAAAAUGCUUCAGGAGAGCCUUUCAUUGAAGAUAGCCAUUAAAAAUGAUUAUCCAUUAGAAAAGGAGACCUUCCGUGACUACGUAAAUUACAGAAGAGAGAUAUUUUCACUUGAGUAUGCCAUGGCAGUAAAGCGAGAUGAGAUUCAAAGGAUGGAGAACGUAGCAAAGAACGAGGAAAGAAAACUGGAAGAGGCUGAGCAAUGCCUGGAGAAGGAUGCGGCCGCGUUUGAAGAGUUCCUCAAGGAAAACCAGAAAAACUCUCUUCAAGCCCUGAAAAUUGCCAGAAAAGAAACUGCAGCAAAGACAAAGAAAAUAAGAGAGAUCCAGGAAAUCACUUCCCAAAUAGAGGAUCUCCGAAGUGACAUAUCCAGAUACAAGAAUACUCUGCAGGAGUACAAGAUGUACAGGGACUUCCUCUACGAACUAUCUCCAAAAGAGUGGCAGGAGGAACAUUCAAAAAAAAAAAAGGAAAAGGAUUUGAAAACAGCAUCCAAAGCUAAUGAAGAAGGUGCCUUGCCUCCCAGCACCACAAGGCAGGGUGAGACGAACGCUGCCAGCCCUUAUAGUACCAGUUACAUACACGUGCCAUGUUCCCUGCUGCCUUCCAAAACUCUGGAUUUCAGGUCGUUACAUGAGAUCAGGCCACAGCUCAAAAAACUAUUGAAGCCUCUAUCAAGAAAACUAAGUUCAUUGGAGGAUGCAGAAAGUGAAACCUGCUCAGAUGAAGAUGAGAAGCCUGAGUUAUACUUUACUGAUCCCCAACAACUGCUGUCUAUUUUCAUGGAGAUGGAGGAAGAGAUCUUGUUCUUCAUCCAGAAUUUCCAAGAGACUGAGAAAAGUGUGGACAAGGUCAUCAACACACAUGAAAUCAUGGAUAAGAAGUUAGCAGAGUUAAAACAGCAGGUAGCCACCCUCGAAUCCUCCAUCGCCAAGGAAGAAGAGAGAGCAGCAGACCUGAAGGUCAAAGUCGACCCCUUUUUAUCUGGAGGAUAUGAAGCUGAUGACCAGGACAAAAUGCUCACAAGCCUGAACAAGAAGGUGCUAGAAGUCUAUCGCCACUGCACUGGAGAAGAGGAGACAAAUCUGCAGACAGUGCAGAUGCUAAUGGUGAUAGAAAAACAGCUCAGUGAUUUACUGGACAAUCUGGAGAGAAUCCCACCAGCAAAGCUAGAACACCUUGUGAAAGCCAAAAAAAAGGAACAGAGAUUAAGGCUCAGAGAGGAAAAGCUGAGACAGCAGAGGCAGCAGGAGGAGGAAAGACUGAAAAAGGCCCUGGAAAGAUGGCAGACAGCUGCAAAACCAAGUGGCAGGAGGCUGAUGUUCCGUUCCAACCUCCCCGCCAGGAAGGAAAAGAAGAGGUACAGCCAAGAUCAAAUGGAUAAGGAGAAGGAAGAACAACUCUAUUAUUUUACUUGA